This is a messenger RNA of Fusarium pseudograminearum CS3096, 474 nucleotides long. RefSeq lists its product as uncharacterized. The record is from RefSeq and is a predicted model, not a curated record. The coding region runs from base 1 to 474 and encodes 157 amino acids. Lineage: Eukaryota; Fungi; Ascomycota; Sordariomycetes; Hypocreales; Nectriaceae. The transcript has 2 exons.
AUGUUGUACUCUAGUUUUCUCCUCGGCCUUGCUGCCACUGUGUCGGCAGUUGACAUACGCUUUUACAGUAACAACCAAGGCGCAUGCUACUCCGGUCCUUGGGUCGGCUGCGCUGGCUCCAACCCUCAGAACUGCUGUGUUGUCGCAGGUCGAUUCUCUGCCACCGUUGGUAUCGUCGCUGUGCCAAGUGACUGGACUCUGACCGGUAUUGGCUACCGUGGCGCUGGCUGUGAAACGUGGAAUCAAGCAGCUAUCGGUCGAGGUCGUGACUUCUGUCUGGGGGCCACUGGCUGGAGCUUCUCUGGUGCCUUUUACAGAUUCGGCGACUCCAAAAGGAGCGCGGAUGAGUGUGAAAGCUCACAGAAGGCGAACCAGCUUGGACUUGAGGAUGGCAGUAUUUAUGACAUCGCUGAUCUCACUGACGACCAGAUCGAAGAAAUGUGUGAUCCUGGCGACAAACGGAACAGCCACUGA